AUAAUAGAAAUUAUCAACAACAAUAUAGGCCUACAAAACAAACUGUUGACACCAAGCCUCUUACAAAAUCCAUGCGAUAUCGCACAUAGGCCUGAAACCUAUAUGAUGAAGGGUGAUCAGAGCGAAACCAAAGAUAUCUGGCGCGCUUCUGAUGAAACUUAACGAGCUACAUUUGGAUUAAGACUGAGCAAUCUACAAUCUGAUCUAAAUAUUCAAAGCUCCUUUUUAUCCGAACACCUGAUGCACUUCAUUUCAUUUGAGAGAAAGAUCAUCGAAUUGAAACUCAGGGACUGUUUCAAUCAGGUUCAAUAUUGAGCUUCAUACAGUACUGUUCUUCCUGUAUUCUUUCCCGGUGGACCUGCGGCGACCAUGACUCCAUAUCGGGUGCUUCUACUUUUCCUUUCCGCUAUUCUAAAUCUAGCCACAGCUCAAGAAGCUGCAUUCUGGAAUAACCAAGCCCAGACAACACUCCGGAAUGCCCUGAAUCGCGAACAGAACCGAGGCAUCGCGAAAAAUGUCAUCUUCUUCCUGGGAGAUGGGAUGGACAUCACGACCUCGACGGCCUCCCGCAUCCUUCAGGGUCAGCUCAAUGGAGAGACUGGUGAGGAGGGUUCUCUGAUCUGGGAUACCUUUCCCCAUGUGGCCCUGUCAAAGACAUACAAUACGGAUCAACAGAUUGCGGACUCGGCCGGGACUGCGACUGCAUUCUUGUGCGGCGUGAAGGCUAAAGCCGGAACAGUUGGAAUCGAUGACGGGGCCGAAAGAGGAAAUUGUGCGUCCGUUGCUGGGAGCGAGGUGGACUCUAUUCUCGUUCAAGCGAACCGAGCAGGUAAGGCAACCGGUUUAAUCACCACUACUCGCAUAACCCAUGCGACCCCAGCGGCCGCGUACGCUCACUCACCGGAAAGAGACUGGGAGUAUGACGGACAGGUGCCCGAUGAGGAGGCUGAUGAUGGCUGUAUCGACAUCGCUAGGCAGCUAGUUGAAGAAAACAACUUUAUUAAUGUCAUUCUUGGUGGCGGUCGCGCGAAUUUCCUUCCCAAUACAACCCUUGACCCCGAGUACACUGCCGAGAACACGACAGGCUCCCGAAGAGACGGUCGUAAUUUGAUCGAUCAAUGGCUAUCGGAUAAAGCUUCAUUCCCUUCUCAUUACGUGUGGAAUAAAACUGCUUUCAAACAAAUAGAUCCAACGUCAACAGAGUUCGUCAUGGGUCUGUUUGAACCAAGUCAUAUGAGAUACGAGGUUGAAAGAUUGAAUGACACGGCUGGGGAGCCCUCUAUCGUCGAGAUGACUGAAUUUGCAAUCAACUUGUUAAGCAACCGUGAUGAAGACGGAUACUUCCUUAUGGUAGAAGGUGGACGGAUCGAUCACGCACAUCAUGACAGUGUUGCAUACAAGGCACUAACCGAUACUAUCGCCUUCCAUGAUGCUGUUGAAAGAGCCGUCGAGAUGACGGAUAGUGCCGAUACUCUCAUUGUGGUAACCGCGGAUCACGGACAUGCCUUUACCAUGGGCGGGUAUGCGAGCAGAGGGAAUCCGAUAUUUGGUUACGAUGAUUGGGGAAAUGGCACCGAUGGUAAACCCUACUUGACAUUAUCUUACGCCAGCGGUCCAGGCGGAAUUCGUCUUGCAGAGAGCUAUAUCAACAACGGGGAACGACCAAACCACGUCAAUUCAAAUUAUAAUUCAAAAGAUUUCAUUCAAGAUGCGACAGCUCCACUGAAUUACGAACCACACGGGGGUGCUGACGUAGCAAUUUACGCGCACGGUCCCUGGGCCCAUCUGUACCACGGUACGCAAGAGCAGAACUACAUUCCGCACGUCAUUCGAUACGCAGCAUGUUACGGGGAUAGCCAGGAGAACGCGUGCACACGCGCAACGGAACAACCGCCGAUGUGUACGGGGAGUGCGCAUCCUACCGCGCAUACGCCAUGCACGUCGCUUAUUUUGUUGUUGGUGUAUCUUAUAAUGAUCAUGUUUGAGAUUUAAUUUAAAAAAUAUAUAUAAGAAAAAAAGCAAAUCCCUCAAAACCGGUCACCCGUAGGUUCUCAGUAUUCCUAAUAUGAAAACACCAUCUUCCGCACUAUCGUAGUGAGAUAGGCCUAUAGAGUAUAGGCUCGCCAGCGACUUGUUUUUCGUCAUUACUUGUGCAGCCGACACGAGAGGGCUGUUUUGGACGCUUUGAAUUAGACUACAAAUCUUGGACUUAUAUUAGUAUCUUUUAGAGUCUUACCUCAAUUUUUUAUUUAAAUACCUCUUUGAAAAAUCGUUCUAGGCGAGACUCGAACCUGCAUCAAUAGACUCGACUGCAGGAUUGGCUUACUGAUUGAGCCACACCAAUCGAGCUACUCAUUGGGUCGGAAAUUACGCUAUUUCUUAAAUGUUCGUGUCGCCAUGAAUAUUCAUGAGGCGUAUAGUCUGACUAAAUAAACGCUAUACAGGCAGGAAUGCGUAGGAAUGGCGUAGAAUCAGGCAUUCCUGAAUGGAUUUUUUAAAAAUCAAACAGCAAACACCCCACCCAUAAAAACCCUAAACAAAUAAGAAAUAGCCUUUGAAAGCAAAAAAAAUCUGAAGAGGAGACCAUUUUGAAAAAGAUAAAUAUUGCAGAGCCUUUACACCGCUCGUUUACUCACAUGCAGCAAUUAGCAAUAACAGUUUAAACCGAAAGCAGUAAACUAUUACCGGUCUUUGUCUACAAGUGGCUCACUGCAUGGACAAUGUUUUAUUGUAGAUAUACUUUUUUAAAUCAAUAAUUACGAUUAUUCUCAUGACAUUUCAUAGGCCUAUUAAAAAGUACUAGGAUACAUGCAUUUCACUUUGGGUAGAAUUUUAGGUGUGUGGUAGAUUUAACUCGUACUAAUGAUUUGAUGAUGCUGCGAAUUCCAAUACGGGAACAUUAAUCUAGAUUUCAUUUCAUAGUUAUUCUUUGCAUAACUGAAUCAUAAGGUGUACAUUGCAUACCGUGUAUGUAUUAAGUUAGUAAAUAAACUUAUCAUUAUUAUAAUGAUUAUUUGUGGUGACUGUUAUUGUAUACUAUGGUUUUCAUUAUUAUUGUAAUUAAUGCGAAGGGCAUAUUUUAUUGUUUGUAGCCAGAAGAGAAACCUCACUCUUACGAACCCCCUCUCCACUUGGAAUAUUCCAUAGAGUUAAAUAGGCCUACACAGUACACACCUUUAUGGAAUAUUCCUAUUCUGCGCGUGCGCCUGCGCGCGUCUUUACUGACGUCAUCUUGAUUCCAUUCCUGAACAAUGUGUCGGCCGUUUAUCAUUGCAUAUAUAUACACGUAUUUAAACAAAAAAAGAAUAUGUAAGAUGUCUAUAUUUCAUUAAUUUUUAAUGCCUAAUGAGAAGGUGUUUACAGAGCCAUCUUGUUAUGGCAUAAUUCCAAAUCUGAAUAAACUUCAAUUUUCUUUGAUAUUUUUUUCAAAGUUUAAUCUAACACAGGGCCCUUUAUCAUGUGUAUGACAUGAAUGGAGGAUCCCAUGAAAGAACAGCGGAACUACGCGAGUGCCUUUAAGAUCCGCCUCGAUCCGCUAUCCGCCAUGUUAUGUGUUAAUGGAUAGUUCUGAAUAUGCAUGUUUGCGUUUUAUAUGGAAAGAAAUACAAACAAUUUAACAAACAAAAUCUAUUUCAUCCCCAGCUUUCUUCAUAUUUAAUGAAUUGAUUAGUUUGUUAUACUCUGGCGAUUAUUAUUGUUGUUGUUAUCAGGGUUAAGUGUGGUAUAUAUGUUUUUUUGGUCUAGUUCAAUACACAAUACCGAUCAAUUGUCUUUCACGUAGAAAUAUAAACAUUUUUCUUCAUAUUUUUACCUCGAAUCCUAUCAAGGAUGUUCGAAAAUAGUAUUUCAGGAAUAUAAUUAUAACUCCUUUACUUUAUACUGAUAAAGAAUUGAAAUUUCUGUUAUGGAGUUACCAUAGCAGAAUAUGGAAAUACAUGGGUUGUACAUAAAUGGUAAAUUUGGUGUGAUUUGGAUGAAUUACUUUUAUGUUAAUAUUUUUUCAUAAUCAUGUAAAUGGUAUAUUUGAUGGAAGAAGUAAAUGCGGAGAUGAAGAGAGAGAGAGAGACUAGAUAGUGACGAGAAGAAGAAGAAAUUAUGUUCCAUCACGAUAGAUAAAAAAUAAUUAUAAACUGCAGCUAGUCGCCAUGCCAGAAUUGAAACCGAUAAAUAAUUGCGUUUGUGAAAUUUUGUUGCAAAAUAUAGUUAUCUAUUGCAAAAUUCAAGUCGUCAUCCCUAACAAUUUCAAAAAGUUUUUGCAGUGUAGGCCCAUCUGAAUCACUCUCCUCCCAAUUAAACACAUUUCCUUAAAAUAUUACAAAUUUGUCUCGCAUUAUUCAUCGUUCUUAAUCAUUUCAUAAUAUAUCAUAUUCGUUUCAUUAAUGUAUUGUCACAAACACAAAUAGAAAAAAUAGACUGCAACUGUCAUAAGCAUUAAUUUUUAUUCAAAAAGGUAAAACAAUUGCAAUACAUGUAAAUUCAAAUUGAAUACGAAAAAGUUAUUAUAUAUAUUCUUUGACACAACUUAACCAGGCACCUCGGUUCACUAAGAGCUUUCACUACUAGAAUAUUUUUCCUAACAAAGCAAAUCUCCUAGAGACCAAUGAGAGAUCAAAAUUGGCAAGAUAUCUCAAUAGUCUUCACGACCUGAACCCUGAUGCACAAAACUUACUUUACCAUCCGAUGGUAAAUUGCAUGGAAUCCUCGAUUGUGAUUGAUUUUUAUCCAUUGUUACUGUGAUAGUUACCAUUGGAUGGCAAAGUUGGCCCCUUAAGUCGAUUGUUAAUAAUAAAUUACUGAGAGAGAGAUCACCUUACAAAUUGUAAAUAAGAUCGUCAUCUAAUGUCUUGGUGAGACUGAUCAAGAACUCGGGGGAAAAUAUACCAUUAUAAGACCAUGUCACUCAAAAUAUCUGAAAGAACAGAACAGUUCCAUCGCAAUCUUUCAACUUAUCUUAAGAGAUCAUUCAGGCGAUUAAUGGGUCUUUAAGAAAAGGGACUAUAUUCAGAUUUACAAUCAACUGUAAUAUUUCUAACAUGGUUUGCCAUAGACUAAGAUUAACAAUCAAUCGUUUAUUUUGAUCGAAUCUUCCGUUACAGUGUCGUGUUAUCUCGGCAAUCUUCAUACCAUUUUUCUCUCUCCAAGUUUCAUAAAGGUCUCAAAAGUUUUCCAUGAUUUUCCAGUGGUUAUAAUAAAACCUUCUUCAAAAAGGUGGCCGAACUUCCACGAAGGAUUAUUUAAACAUUAGUUAGAACAUUGGGAGCCAAGUGAUGCUACGGUCAUAUUUGCAAAUCCGACACCAGACCGAACAAAAUCUACUACGUCAUUUCCAAUGACUUACCAUCGGUCGGUUUGGAGUCGGUUUCGUUGGUAUGACUGCAUCUUUAGAGAUCACUGAAAGACUAAGGUAAAGGACGGUUCAUCGAAGGACCAAUUUUCUAGUGGAUGACUGAAAAAUUAUCAUGAACCGUUUCAAAAUUUAGUAGUUUCCAUGGAUACCAGAGACCUAUAAUUUCCUGAAAUCUGACGAAUCAAGAUUGACCUAAGAAAUCAUUCAAAGUUCACUGAAAGAUUGUGAAGAACUAUCAAUAUCCUAUCGUCACACCUGUGGUCUUUCAGAAGUCUUGCAGCCGUCAGGUCCAUCACAUGUAGUCUAGUUUGGACGCUCUUUACGGAAUCCUUUAUUCGCCUAUACACAUGAUACAAGAACUAGGAAAGCAUUUCUUCACCAUUUUUCGUCGGGCAAGGACAUGUCAGAUCUGACAACUUUCCUUGGUUUUGAUUGGCUGAGAAGCCCAGUUGUUCUGGUAACUGUUGAAUAAAACACACUUUGUCCCUUCAUGUAAUGUUCCCCAGUUCUCUCUGUGGCGGACAUUAAUAUCCUGUCAAUACUGGCCGACAGGUUCACGGGGUAGCGCCACAAAUCGUUUAAAUGCGUUUACUCGGCGAAUGAAUAAUUCAGUAAGAAAUAGCAUCAAGAACCCGACUCGUUCCUCUGAAAAAUGCGGGUAUAUCAUUGACAAGUAUCUUCGAAAGCUCGGAGAGAAGGAUGAAACAUAAAUUGAUUACAUCGCUCAUUGUUGUUUCAAUGAUUUCGGACAUGGGUCAGUGUACUCUGAGCUUUCUCAACUGCCCCUCUCCGUGUCAUUUGUCAGAGAGUGAGAGAGAGAGAGAGAGAGAGAGA
This is a messenger RNA of Lytechinus pictus (painted urchin), 6181 nucleotides long. RefSeq names its product alkaline phosphatase-like. Lineage: Eukaryota; Metazoa; Echinodermata; Echinoidea; Temnopleuroida; Toxopneustidae. Gene Ontology annotation, biological process: dephosphorylation. The transcript has 9 exons. The record is from RefSeq and is a predicted model, not a curated record. Gene Ontology annotation, molecular function: alkaline phosphatase activity. Bases 370 to 1992 code for a protein of 540 amino acids.